This is a messenger RNA of Amorphotheca resinae ATCC 22711, 640 nucleotides long. RefSeq lists its product as hypothetical. The record is from RefSeq and is a predicted model, not a curated record. NCBI's taxonomy places the organism in Eukaryota, Fungi, Ascomycota, Leotiomycetes, Helotiales, Amorphothecaceae. Bases 72 to 266 code for a protein of 64 amino acids. The transcript is spliced from 2 exons.
GCCCAAUAACACACGUAUGCAUUGAGAGGCAGGACAAGAAGGGAAACUUGAUAGACUCGAAAUAGAAUGUAAUGCCCUCAGAUCAGCUCUCAAGUUCUCAUGGCCAACGCUUACUCCCCCAGAAUCGUCGAAACGAAUCAGAGGAGAGCGGUAGGUUGGCCUGCAAAUUUGGCUUUUUGGACACAUUGGUCAUCACUGGGCUAAGAAAGACAUCCAACCUUACACUUCCCAACGGAUAUCGGUAUUCGCAGGGGUUAUCUCGUUAGAGUAAUCAAGGCCUUGGUAUCAAGCUACUUCGAUUGAAAACUAUGUCCACUCUCAGCGAUGCGUUGCGCCAAUUUGCUGCUUGUCCCGUUUGCUAAGAAUCCGUGCCCAACGUUCAUUAAGCACAAAAAGUAUAGACAACGAGAGUUACAGCUUCAUGACAAGCAUCUCAAGUAGGAGCUGAUUGUCGGCAUUGCAGCUCGAGACCCCUCCUUGAUCCCCUAGCUCGAAACCUCUGCUAAUAUCGAUGCCGAUGGUUGUGGUAGAAGGAUAUCGAACCUGCUAAGAUCUCUGUUCAUAUAUCUCACUCAUAUUCAACCCAUCUAGAUCUCUAGAUUGUUGAAUAAUGGAAGCUCGAUGAGGUUUAUCGUCACGG